AUGUCGGGAUCAUAUGGAUGCAGGGAGCGUUCGUCAUCCGUCUCCGGACCAGCAACCUCCCACAAGCACACACGGAGCGCGUCACAGAGCUUCGAUACCCCGGGCGCCAGCAUUGCUUCCCCUUCCGCUCGUCAGGAGCAGGUCCAACAAGCCACUCUCACUGCUGAACAUACACUUAGACAAUACCAAGAAGAGUUCCAGCGCCCGGUGCCCACCUUCCCUUACCAAGUUCAACACCAACCUGUCCCGAGCUCAGCUUCCGCUCAGACUCAGCGACAUGCCUCCGCCACAGUGCACUCAGCAAGCCAGCUCCAGUGGAUCCCUGAAGUCACAACAGAAAGCUCAUCUGGCGAAGCCGCUGGGCGAGCAGACAAGAUCAGAAGCUCUGCCACCAUGCCACAAGCUCUUCGGGCUGGUGCUGGCAGUCAGCCUAAGUCGCACAACAGAGUCGUAUCCAUGGAGAACAACUACCGAGGGCUACCACGGAACUUCAACCCUCAGCAGCAAGUAACACCUCUGCCGUCUCGAGGCGACUUUCCCAACCCUUACCAAGCUGUCAACCAAGACGACUCUCACCUUUCCACAGCUCAGCUGCAGCGUCGUGCCAGCCAAGACAUGCAGUCUCCUCUUCUUUCCCGCAAUCCUACGCAUCGAGGCGAGCGUCAAGCAUGGGCUACUCAACGUCAGCAGCUAGUACAGAACGCGCACGAAAUUCCGCCAACUCCUCCACUCGGCAGCGGACCACAGCGUCAAGGCUUUCAGACCAUGCCGUUGUCGAUCAACGAAGCCAGACAGCCGCAAGCAGCGCAGGUUGCGGUUGCGAACACCCUUGCAGAUUCGAUCUCGUCCGCCUGGUCAGACAGCACAGAAUCAGAGCGGACUCCAAUAGCGAGCAGUAUUGCGGCCACACGAGAGAGGAAUGCCCGGCUCGAGUCUCAGCUGAUGCCCGUUAAGCUUACGCUUCCGUCUACUUUCUCGUCCUCGUCAACAUUCGCGCCGGUGCAAGCGAGUACAACAAACCAAAAGGCACCCGUCAGUGGGGGUACGAGAACCGGUUGUACCACAGCACAGGACCCGCGACCGAACCUUCCAGGGGUGACUGCGGAAGAGAUGUCUAACAUGAAAGCCACUGCUACACCCUUCACUCCAAUCAAGCUUUCAAAGCUGUCAGCGCCACCCAUCCGCUCCGACUCGAACGACACUAGCAUUUAUGGAGAAACAAUUGCUUUGCCGGACGGCACCCAGAUCCCGACCGUCCGCACUGACUUCCAGAACCUCAAACGAAUCAGCUUUCCAAAGUCCACACCAGAUGCAAGCGCUAGCAAGAAGGUGGACAGUAUGCCCAGUGUCGGUGGGCACUUGAUUUCGAAGGCUCAUUCGAAGUUGGUACCGAAGAAUGACGGUCCUUCUAGGGCGAUCUACUCUCCUACCCCUCAGACGCUUGCUAAUGCUAGGAGGCAGUCGACGCUCCUUCAAGUUCCUCGGGCAGCCGUGGUGGCGGAGGGUGCCGAAAGAAUCUCAUCGCCUUUGUCGGCGUCAGCGGAGGCUCCACAGACACCUCAGAUCCCACAUACCCUCAAGUUCCACAAGUUCGAGCCUUCCAUCGGCGGCACUCCAUCAGCUCCGGAAGCUCAGCCUCUGCCUGCAUUUGCAUUUGCGGUAGAGAUGGAAGGAGGUAAGAGCGACGGUGGCACGACCCAAGCCAAGUCAGACGACACCGACGUCCAUAGGCGAGAUAACGCCGACACACCCGGCUUCCGCGAUGAACCUAGACGCAACACUUUCGGCGAAAUUGCACCUAGCAUGCUCGAAGAGGCUAACCGCAAGCUCUUCUCGUUUCAGAUGCAGCAGCUUGACCAAGAAUCAAAAGAGAAGGGCGUUGGGUCUUCCCGUCAGCCUCAGCUCGCAUCUACCCCAGCUAUGGAGAAGACACCUGCAGAGAAGGCAAAAUUCGAAGCACCUACAUCAGCAAAGCUUGUCCGCCGCGAAAGUUCCGCUUCUAAGGGGAGCCGACGUGACUCGAUCGGUUCAGCUACGACCGCAUUUGACUCGACAACAAAAGAAGGAUUCCCAGCCCACGUCAAGCAAGCCACUGGUCCUCCUGUCAGCUCCAUGGUUACUCGUGGUACAGCACGUGCCGCUGUGCCUCCUCCAAGUGACGUGAUGGAAGUUCAAGAACCAGACGAAGCUCAGGACGACACCGAAGGAACCGAAUUUGACGAACAGGAGCAUGACGGUACUGCCUAUGAUCUCUCCGUGUCCAAGCGGACCCCUUUCGUUAUCGACACGUACUCCAACAAUGGCACCGAGGAUGACGACGAAGAUGCUCGAGCGCUCCGUAACGGAGCGGCCGGCGGCCGGGAGAAGACAGGGUUCCGCCUCUUCCCAAUCUCCUCUAUCAAAGCAGGUAAAGCUCGUCGUCCAUGCACUCGGGACACUCGCGUCUCUUUUCGCAGCAAUUCUUCUCACCUCGAUCAAAAACGACCAGGUUCGCGACAGCACGGUACCUCACCUACUUGUCGUCAGUGUUUCAGAACAGGUUUCGACUGCGCGAUGAACUUGCAACUCGGAAAGGGCACUGCAGCGCGAAAGGCUUUUCAGGACUUUGUUGCCGCUAGUGGAUUGAACGCUAUUUCUAUCCGUGACGGGGCUCCUGUACCGGUUGAUGGAUCUUUAGCUGAGAGUCAAGCUGGCGGGAUCACCGUGGAGGAAGCACUGGGCAGGAACUAUGUUGACAAGCUGGGCGAAGUUGCUUUUGGGGAAUCUGCCCUCAGCCGUCCCGUCACACGAGGGAUGUACAACGAGUUGGUGGAAGAGAAGCAGGAGCAGGAGAAGCGCAGACAGCUGAUCGCAGUUCACAAACCCUGGUCUGGUGAUGUCGAUGAAGAAAUAGAAAAGGCGAAACAGCACCCACUAGGAGAUAGGAUCAAGCGCAGCCUUAGCAGCAACAGAGACUUCCGUCAACUCAGUCAGAUGACGCUCCAAGAUGGUGUUAAUCACGAUCAGAUCAACGCUCUCGGUGGUGAUGAUGCUAGACAGAUGUUGCUCAAUAACAUUAAACAAUCAGGCUCGCAUAAGCGCAGCGGUGAGCAGGAGGAGGGUGAGGUGGUGGACAUCGACCCUGCCGACUACGAAUACGAAGGAGACUUUGACGAUGAAGACGAUCUGUCCUCUGCUUCUUCGAAGGCUGACAUUGUUGUGUGGGCUGACAGAUGGAGUGCCUGGACAAAGUUUCGUCAAUUGCUCGCCUUCUGGGUCUAUAUUUUUGCUCUCCAGGCUCUCUCCUCGGGUUACACCAAUACUGUCAACAGGAUCAUCGUCGAUGAAGACGUUUCUGCCUCAGAAGCCAUUUUCUUCCAGCUUGGCUGGCUCGCUUACAACGGCUGCCAGGGUAGCGGACUCUUCUUCGCCAAUCUUUUGGUAGGUUUCGGUCGUCAACGCGUCACAUUAAUCUCGUUGAUGGCUGUUGGAGUAGUCUGCGUCGUGGCGGGCUUCGUCCAUCAUGUUGCUGCGAUCCUGGUUUGUCAAUCCUUGUUGGGUCUGCUGUCGGGUCUAACUGUAUUCCUCUCGCUAGCCAGUGUUAUGGACAUCUUCCCCACCUCGAAGGGCAGGCUGCUUGGUAUUGGGUCGAUUGCACUAGCGCUUGUCGGCGGUCAGCUUGCCGGACCAUGGAUCUCGAAGGUCGUUCUUCAGCUCCUGAUCUGGUCGUGGACCUACUGGCUUACACUCAUUGUUGCUGCGGUGCUGAUAGUCUAUGUCGGCGUCGCUACGCGUGAAACAGCCGCUUUUGUACUGUUCCGUCACGAAGCGCUCCAACUCAAGCGAACGAAUCAAGGCUGGACACCGGAACCGCUGCUUGAAACAGCACCAAAGCAAAUGUUUGCCGAUGACCUCGCUCGUCCGUUUAGACUGAUGCGUCACAACCCAAUGCUGAUAUUGCUGGCGGCUAGCGUAGCGGCCUUGGGAGGGAUGUACAUGUUCCUGUUCGCCGGGAUGCAAGGUGUGUUUGUUCGGACGCACGGCCUCUCCUCGACUUACGCUUCGAUAGUGCUCACUGCCUCUGCUGCACUAGUACUCGUUGUCGGCGUGGUGGGUAUCUUCCUCAGCAAUGCCAGGAAGGACAGUGAGUUAGAUGCGAGUGGUUUCGCCACCAUAGGCCGCUUCAAGGCGGAGUCUCUUCUUAUCCCGGGUCUCUUGACAACUGCGAUCUUUUCAUUCGCACUAUUCACCCUCGCUUUAACAUCCAGCUUCGGGCGCACGACAUGGUUCCUGAGUGCUUUCGGCGUCGUUCUUGCCACCGCAGCGCUACUCACUGUUGGUACUACUGUGGCUCAGUACGUCUUGGACGGCUACUCUCCACCUCGCAAAGUGGUCCUCCGUGACGUGGUCGCACGGGAAGAUCCGUCGACGCCAACUCUGCUGCAAGAUGAGAACGAAGACCGCUUCACUUCGUUCUCUCGCCGCACUGCCGGCCGACUCGCUUCCCGCUUUCGAGGCGGUCCUGCCGGUCGUCAUGGUCUUCCAUCACACCACGCUCCCCACAACUCUGACAACAACGGUGCUGACCAAAGCCGGGAAGCAUGGCUCGAAGCUGGAGAAUCCGUCAUGUCGACCCGCGACAAACGCUGGCUGGAUGAAACAGCCCUCGCCGCGCUCACCUCUGUCACUGCUCUACUGUUUACCAUCUGCUCCCUCCUCAGCUUUGCAUCUUUCCAGGCCUAUGCAGGGUUGAACUUUGGUGCAUAUUGCGUCGUUUUCGCAUCAGCAAGCUUGGUAGUGCUCUUAGCUCUGCUGAGCGUAUGGCUGUACGGCGCAAAACCAAGAGCUAAAUCGCUAGCGGUGGUGGACGAGGGCGAUUCUGUACGAGCUCACUCCAGACGUGCCAAUUUAAGGGAAAGGAGAGCCUUGAGCAGAAGACGAACUCUAUCGCUCGCUCAAACCCAGACCCAGUCUUAUGCCGCUUCAGAUGUGCAGGAGCCAGGUAACAGGCUCAGAAACGCCCCGAUGAAGCAAGCAAGACGCUUCUCCGCAGCGCUCGGGUACAAAGCUCUCCCUGAACACGGAAUGGCUGUUUGUCGUCCUUCCCCACCCUCAAUCCCUCAACAACCGCAGCAGGAUGGAGCGACAAGACGGGACUUCCGCCCGAUCCGCACACCUGCACCUAUCCCUUUGAUGCAGGAAGUUGACCAACGCUCAACCGCAACAGCCGCUGCUGAGGGCAGACGAGAACUAUGGCUGUCCAAAUUCAUCGCUAAACGUGAUCAGCAACCCGCGAUCGAUCCCAGCAACAAAAAAUUCAAGCGAUGGGGAGGCGUCAUGCUCGGUCUCCCCUCCUCCUCACAACGCGAUGCUUUAGGCCGAACAUUCGAUCCAACCACCGCCAUUAUCCCUUCCCGGGGCAUCUAUGCUUCUCCACCACACUAA
This is a messenger RNA of Ustilago hordei, 5424 nucleotides long. RefSeq lists its product as uncharacterized. The transcript has 3 exons. Gene Ontology annotation, biological process: transmembrane transport. The record is from RefSeq and is a predicted model, not a curated record. Bases 1 to 5424 code for a protein of 1807 amino acids. Lineage: Eukaryota; Fungi; Basidiomycota; Ustilaginomycetes; Ustilaginales; Ustilaginaceae. Gene Ontology annotation, molecular function: transmembrane transporter activity.